Stylophora pistillata is the source of this 2833-nucleotide messenger RNA. RefSeq lists its product as uncharacterized. Gene Ontology annotation, molecular function: actin filament binding. Gene Ontology annotation, biological process: actin filament organization; neuron projection development; calcium-mediated signaling. NCBI's taxonomy places the organism in Eukaryota, Metazoa, Cnidaria, Anthozoa, Scleractinia, Pocilloporidae. Gene Ontology annotation, cellular component: cytoplasm; dendrite; postsynaptic density. The record is from RefSeq and is a predicted model, not a curated record.
GUUUCUGUCAUUUGUUCAUAGACUGAAUCCAAAGCUGAAGAAGCAGAGAAAAGAGCUUCCCUGGCAGAAAAAAUGGUUCAACUUCAAAACAUUAUGAAAAAACCUGAAUCAAGUGGAGAACAAGCCAGUGAUGAAACCAAGAAGGCAGAGAAAGCUUUAGCAGAGAUGAAAGAAAAAGUCAACUCAUUAGAAUCAGAUUUAGCUCUGUCUGAAGCAGAGAAUGAAGACAUGGUCAGACAGUUGGAAGAAAGCAAAGGACUGUAUCUCAUAUUGGAGAAGAAAUAUCAUAUGGCCAAGAAUAAAGUGAAGGAACUUGAAGACAGAGAGCAAGCAAAUGCUGUGUCUUCUGAAAGAUCUGCUAUUGAAAUAAAGUUAUUACAAGAUAAGGUUAAAGAACUGGAGACCCAAUUGAAGAGGGUUCAAUUACAGCAAAAGUCUGAAAAGGAAACAGAUGUGAAAUAAGAAGAAACAAUAUCAGCUCCAGUGAGAAUUGAAGAACAGAAUUCUAUGCCUGAUACCAAAAUGAAAGAGGAGGUUCAAGAGGAAGUUGUAGAGAAUGGACUUGCUUUUGAAGUAGAGCAAGCUUUGUCAAACUUUCACUUUAGUUGGGAUUCAGCUGAAAAAAAAAAUGUCACAGAGCCAGUUGUAGAGUGCGCGUCAAAAGGUGAUUUGGAUCUGAACAGCAUCCCAGCCACAAAAACACUCAGUAAUGAACAUCUUUUGGAGAAAAAAAGACUGGCUGAAGCACAGCAGAAGAAAUAUAAACCAACUCGUGCAAGCUGGGGAAAGUCGCUGGAUGAUGAUGCGUAUCAUAUAUUUGGAGAUAAUGAAGUGUCUAAUGGGGACGUGGAGGACACUCCUGCUAAGAGUACUUCCUUGGAAAACGAGUCUCUUAGGGGUCCUCCUAGGGGACCAGGACUCGUCCUUCCAGGUUUGCCUGUCGGGGGAUUCAAACUGCGAUCCACGGGGAAAAACUUGUAUGAUGAAUCAGCUGCUAAGGGCAGUGAGUCACCUCCGCACGAGACACGAGCCAGCUUCCCUUUGUCACACAAGGAGGAGACGCGGAAUAUUGUGGUGGAGAAUCUUUUGGAGAAGCAGCUGUCAAGGGCUGACGUGAAAGUGACAUCUUUGCCGACUACUGCACUUGAUCGAGCGGACAGAGAGGCGCGGCGUCAGGUAGAUGAUGAUGAAUCAGAGUGCUUCUCAGGGUCCACGAAUUCUUUGGAUGAGAUUGAAGAAGCUACAAGAAGGAUUGACUCAGAUUUGGCCUCGUCCCAGGCUUCCUCUCGAGGUUCAUCCCCAUUCCUCCCUCCUGCCAUGCCCCUGUUACAAGUUAAGAGUGUGCCCGUGAUGGAGUCCUAUAAUGAAGCUGCCAUUGAUGUCCCCCCGGAACUACUUGCGGCCAGCGGACAGAGAGACUUCGAUCAACGAUCUGUAGGAACAGGAUCAAGUGUUGAUGGACAGUCGUCUCUUAGUCCCGGGUCAGACUUCAAUUCAUCUGCAAAUGCACAGCUGAUCUCAGACUGGGACACGGAUCAGGUGUAUGCGUGGUUAAUCCAAAAUGAGUUGGACGAAUAUGCCGAGGAAUUCAUUGCCAAAAAGAUUGAUGGAAAACAACUAUUAAACUUAGAUGGCUCCAGGCUUAAGACAAUGGGAGUGAGUCAGAACCACAGGGCUCUCAUCAAGAAGAAGAUCAAAGAGCUGAAAGCUGAGAUGGAACGAGAACAGAAAGCGAGAAAACAGAGAGAAAAAGAACAGAAGGCCGGCAAGAAGGAAGGAAAGUUUGAAAAAAUGGGAUUUAUGAAGAAGAAAGGAGUCUACAAUAUCAACUAAUUUCUGCUGCGCAGCAUGAGAUGCUGUUUUGUAGGUUUUUCGGCUUCUUAGAGGCAAAGAUGUUGGAAGGAGUACAGACCUUGUGCGCAUCUACCGUCGUAUGCUCGGGUAAGCCUCGGAAAUAUUCGGCAUCGUCAGGCUUGCGAAAUGAGAAUGCGCUCCUGGUACUUCGCGGCGACAUUUAUAGUGUAUUAUAGGUAAUUUUGUAAAAAAAAAAAAAAAAAAAGCUUGAAAGAGAAAAGAAAACGACUAAAAAGAAUACGGCCAUGAAAUGUUAGCAUUAAUUACAACUUGAAUUAUCAAAUCUCUUUAGAAAAUUGUGCAAAUCUGAAAUGUUAAUUUGAUUUAGCGCUUUAACGAAUUGAAGUCCAAUUGUAAAAGAGAUUUUUUUACAGUUAUCCACCGUGCCAUGCCCUUUACCGUGUUCAUUUUUGUGCCAGUUAAUCACAGACGUUCUUUUAUCUUCAGUUGAAAAUAUUGGAUCAGUGUUAGUAUCUGAGCAACUGUACACCCACCCCUCCCCUAAUCGUUGACUGUUGUUGAGCUAGGGGAGGGUUAGGUGCGUAGCUGUUUAGAUGCUGACCUUGAUCUAGAUAUUUCUAGCAGCACUUUUACUUUUAAGUAAAGUUUGUUUAUUUUAGUGAUAGAGUAUGAACAAUUCUCUUUUGUAUCUAAUAAUGUUUACCAUCGGAAUUAUACUUUGUUGAUAUUACCAGCAGUUUUUUUAUUCCAGUUGACAGUCGGUGCAGUUUUUUUUUUUUUUUUUUUACGAGAUCGCAAAAUGCGUUUUGAAAUUUUUUUGUCGAAUGGGUGAAAUGAUCGAACAGGCGGGAAAUCUAUAAAGGUUAAACUGAUAUGCGAAUCGGUGUUGAAUAAUGAUCAUUUUGUUUAUGUUAAAUGGGUUAAUGGAUAUAAAUUUGUGACUUGAAUAUUGACUUACAUUAUACGUGAUAAAGUACAGAGCUGGAAUUAUUUGAUAAAUAAAGCUGAAAAUUUUGUA